CGCGGAGGGGCUAGCGGGCAAGGGCAGGCGCGUGGCACUGGCCGCCCCCCUCUCCCGGGUGCCCAGCUUUUGCUCGGGACCGGAGGAGGAGGAGGAGAGGCAAGUUGGGAAGAGGGACCGGACCGGACCGGCCUGCUGACUGCCCUGGAAGGGGCUUGCUCUUGAGUCCCCCCCCCCAUGUGGGCAAUUGGGGGGCGGCGCCCCGCGCUUGUCCUUCGGGGGGCUUUGCGGCGUCGCCCCGCUGGCUCGCUCGGGGAACCUGCUGGAAGUGGCAGCCUGCGGCCAUCGGCUGCUGCGCGCCCCUACUUCCUGGGGGCGAGUCCCCCCGCUUCUUCUCCGAGGCAGGGGAGACCGGCGCCGCCCCGACCCCCUUCCUGGGGGCGCGUCCGGUUGGCAGGGGGCAAGAAGCGUCCCCGCUCCCUGGAUGGGCAGGAGGUGCCCGAGAGAAGAGAGGAGAGCUGGUGGCUGCGCUCUGGACAUGCUCAGAGGCAGGUUGCCGCUCUCCUUUCAGAAUGUGGCCCCGGGACCGGCAGCCGAGCCCUGGCAGAAAGAUCCGCGCGCCCCGCUUUGUGCUCGGCCUGCUGGGGCCCCGACGGCUGGACCUCGCCGCUGUCCAGCCCGCCCGCGCUGCCCUGGAACAACAGCCUCGCAGGCUCGCUCUGCCCUGCCCAAUUCCCCUCCGGGGGCGGGUUCGGGGCCGCCGCCGCCGCCGCCUUCCUUGCUGCGAAUGCGCCGCAAGGAAGAGGGCGAGGGAAGGAGCGCAUCCCGGGCAGCUACAGGCGCCCGGGGCGCGCGUCUGCAUCCCCAAGGGUCGGCUGGCUCUGCAGACUGCGAGUGUGUCACAACCGUCUGGCGAGAUGCUGCGGUCGCAGGAUAACGGGACACACAUGCCGGGAGAAGUGAUCCGCUGGGUCGACGUGUACAACCGCAGCUUCUGCCAGCCCAAGGAGACGAUGGUGCCGGUGAGCGCGGAGCACCCUGGGGAGGUGGAGCACAUCCUGGUCCCCUCGUGCGUGCCCCUGCGGCGCUGUGCCGGCUGCUGUGCCGACGAAGAGCUGGAAUGCGUGCCUGUCCAGAUGCACGUCGUGGUCAUGGAGGUGAUGAAGACCCGGUUCCCACGCAGCCAUUUGGGCCAGAUGCCUUUUGUGGAGCACAGUGCGUGUGAAUGCAGACCAAAGAAACUGAGCAAAGACCAGACCAAAAGGCCACCUUGCCUUCCCUGUCGGGACAGGAGGCGGCACCUGGACCCUCAGACGUGUGAAUGCCGCUGCCGCCGGCGGCCUCAGCGCUGCCGAGCACGAGGCCUGGAACUCAACGAGCACAGCUGCAGGUGUGAGAAGCUCCGAAGGUGACCCCUCAGCAGAACAAGGGGGCAGCCUUGGCACAUCCCCUGCCCCACACGGCACUGUGGCAGGCUCUGGACCGGGACAGAUGGACGAGGGCUUUGGACAGCUGGCGAGAGGAGGGCCCCUCUGCUCAGGGAGGAGGCGUCUGGCGCUUGCCAAGGAAGGAGAAACUCCCCCAGCCGGGCCCGUACCAGCCGGGAUGCUCUCUCUGGGCAGUGAGCAGGGGCUGUACCACUUUCCGCCCGGACUCUCUGGAAAUGCCCAGCAGCCUCCAGGCACGGAGAGAGGCCCCCUGCCCCAUAUUUAAGACCCAGGACGGGCCUCUUGUAUCCCCUCCUGGCCACCCACACCUCUUUUAAUUUAAUGGCCUUUCUCCGGAGGGACUCUGGGUUGCGGGUUAUGCCCACUUCCGUCACCGCUUUGCUGCCGGGUCUUGAUGGGGGAGGCUCCAAGAUUUCGCCCCCUUCCAGGCUGAAGGAAGAGACUCGUUGGCAGCCGUGGUAGCUCCGCUCCUGCUUGUACUCCCCGCCACCACGCGGUCAUUAUUACUAGGAAUAUUACGAUUAUUAUUAAUAUUAAUAUCCAUAAAACCCUGUUUCUUGUUGCAGCCGCAA
Molecule: messenger RNA, 1960 nt
Organism: Hemicordylus capensis (graceful crag lizard)
Lineage: Eukaryota; Metazoa; Chordata; Lepidosauria; Squamata; Cordylidae
Gene: VEGFB
Product: vascular endothelial growth factor B
Exons: 7
Coding region: 513-1352 (279 amino acids)
Biological process (GO): sprouting angiogenesis; positive regulation of endothelial cell proliferation; positive regulation of angiogenesis
Cellular component (GO): membrane
Molecular function (GO): growth factor activity; vascular endothelial growth factor receptor 1 binding; chemoattractant activity
Source: RefSeq, a predicted model, not a curated record